Molecule: messenger RNA, 4146 nt
Organism: Rhododendron vialii
Lineage: Eukaryota; Viridiplantae; Streptophyta; Magnoliopsida; Ericales; Ericaceae
Product: protein SCAR3
Exons: 9
Coding region: 436-3846 (1136 amino acids)
Biological process (GO): positive regulation of Arp2/3 complex-mediated actin nucleation; actin cytoskeleton organization
Cellular component (GO): cytoskeleton
Molecular function (GO): protein kinase A regulatory subunit binding; Arp2/3 complex binding
Source: RefSeq, a predicted model, not a curated record
CAGUAUAUACGAUGAAAUGAAUGCCUCUCCCUCUCCCUCUCCCUCUCUCUCUCCCCAGGAAUGGCUUGUAGAGUUGGCAAUGUCUUCUUCGUUUAGCUCGAUCUGCAUACAGCAUCCUCUCCAAAUCAGUCCUCCUCAUAUAUUUGCACACAUUAUAUUUAUUUAUCUUUUAAUUUUAUAUGCUUCUGUUCAUUUCAGUCUCUCUCUCUCUCUCGUCAUUCUCUCUCUCUAUAUCGCUCUCGGCAGUUAAGCUGCUGCUAUCCCCUCACCUACUCCCCUCUCUCCCUCUCUCUGUCUCUGCUCAUUCCUCUAUUCAAUUUCCCCUCAUAUACUCCGGCGAAUUAAUAGCUCUAGUACUUCUCCUUUCGGUUCUCUCCUAGUUCGUCAACUAAUCUAGAUAGAGAGCGAGCAUUGGGAUUUCUAGAGAGAGAGAGGAUGCCUCUGGUGCGGGUCCAGGUGAGGAACGAGUACGGAUUGGGACAGCCGGAGCUGUACCAAGAAGCGGACAGAGAAGAUCCGAAAGCCGUUCUCGAUGGCGUGGCCGUCUCUGGACUUGUGGGGAUCUUGCGUCAAUUGGGUGACCUUGCUGAAUUUGCGGCAGAGGUUUUUCAUGGCCUACAGGAGCAAGUAAUAUAUACAUCUUCCAGAAGCCAUAGGCUGAUGACUCGCUUACAGUGCAUAGAAUCUGCACUUCCUCCACUCGAGAAGGCCAUACUGGCGCAAAAGAGUCACUUGCAUUUUGCGUACACAAAUGGUUCUGUGUGGCAUCCUCGUCUCCAAAAUGAACAAAAUCACUUUAUCGUCGGUGACUUGCCACAAUGUAUCAUGGAUUCCUAUGAAGAAUGUCGUGACCCUCCACGGCUGCAAUUGCUUGACAAAUUUGACACUGGUGGCCCAGGAUCUUGCUUGAAGAGGUACUCAGACCCAACCUUCUUUCGGAGAGCAUCAGCUAGCUCAGGUGAAGCUACUGUCGAGAGAGACGCAAAAAAUAGGAAGGCACGUCGAAGCAAGAAAAAUCAAACAUGGCAGAGGAAUAGAGCAUCUCAUGGUGCAUCACUAUCCAACCACAGUGUCAGAAUGCAAUUUGCUUCUCGAAAAGAUGAUGAGCAUGCAUCUCCCUCUCAAACAGUCUCUGCAUUUGAUGCUUCGUUGAAAUCUGACUUGGGAGACCAAUCAAAUUCUUUUGAUUUAAGAACUGAGUCGGGCUACAUAGAAUGUGUGUUCCAUCCAGCUUACUCCAUGAGACAUGACGAAAAUGAACGCAAGGAAUCAUCCUUUUCUAGUUCAAGGAUGAACCAUGAUGACAUCAUUGACUCAUCUUCUGUAGACGAGAACAGCAGAUUUGUAGAUGACGAUUUCUCGCACAGUAUAUCACAGGAGCACACCGGCCCUACAUCAUCUUGUGUUACUUGGGAUGAAAAAACAGAAAUAGUAGAAAUAGCGGAGCCUAUAGGUCACCAGUCUGAUGAUGAAAUUACAGAAACGCUUACAAUGAACUUGGAUGGUGAAGAGAAGGGGGCUGUUAACUUCAGAAGUGUUGAUAAAAUGGAUUUUCAGUUCGAUAAUGAAGACACACCAACUUCGGUCUCUAAUCAGAACGGGAUUGAUGAUAUUACAGAGACGCCUACAAUGAACUUGGACCCAGAUGGUGAAGAGAAGGCAGCUGUUAACUUCAGAAGUGUUGACAAAAUGGAUUUCCAGUUCGAUAACGUAGACACACCAACUUCGGUCUCUAAUCGGAACGGGGUUGAUGAUAUUGAAAGUGAAGCUGAAAAUUUUGUUGACGCUCUUAACACUAUUGAAUCUGAAUCUGAAACGGAUUUAGAUUUUCAAACAAAACGAGAAGAGAAAUAUUCGAUUUUUAUUGAUGAGGAAACACAAGAUGGAACGGAUGGGAUUGUAGCACAUCGUUCAGACCAUCAACCAUCAAACUUGGAAUCUUGCUCCACAGCUUGUAAUGGCAAACCUAACUCUAUAUACCAACAUAGUUAUGCCAAGGAAGAUUUACCUCCAGUGGAAGUAAAAUCUUAUGAUACCGGCAAUUCUCUCGGUAUGGACGGCUGUGGAAACAGUGGCAUUCUUGACAGCUCAAACGUGGAAUCUGUUGUCAGUAAUUCACCAACAUUUGGGUUCACAAAACCCAAUCUGAAGGAUCCAAUUAGUGAUCAAAACACAAGCGCGUCUUGUGAAUCUCAGAAGUCUCCCUCUGAACAUUCUGGUGUGCAGUCAGUCAUGUUUUGGACAAACGGGUCCCUCCUAGGACUUGAGCCAUCAAAGCCUCCAGACUCCAGUGUAUUAAAUCCUGUAGUUCAGGGCACCUCGACUAAUACUCACAAUGGUGAGCUAGACACAGAAAAGCCAGCUAAGUGGGCCCAGAAUUCAGAAAUCAUUGAAAAGAUUUCUUCUAAAAGCUCCACAUCAUGUCACAAUGAUAAAAAUGGAUCUGAUAAGAAGACACCUUGGAGAUUUUUACCUACUGAACUAAACACCAAGCAUGAAAAAUAUGGUGAUUCUCAUUCUAGUAGUCGUCUAAAUGAUGACCAUGUGUGUAAUUUGAGAGAAUCCAGUGCAGUGGUACCUGAGACUGAACAUGGAGGCACUCCAGAUGUUAGUGCCAUAUCCUCUACUGAAGUUAGUCGGAGGAAUGGUGAAAAUGAAUCUCAGAUGUUUGGAAUUGGUAAUAGAUUCCUUUCGAAUGGUUUUCAAAGAAAAGUCUCUCUUGUCCAUGGUGAGAAGUCUGAACCUCCAUCCUCCAUGAAAGCUGGUGUUUUUUAUCAGAAGAGCCGAAACCAAACAUUUUCCGACAGAAUUAAUUCACCUUCUUCCUCACCACCGCUUCAACACAUUAAAAUAUCUUUUCAGCCUAUAAGUGGGUUAGAGACUUCAAAACUGAAGCUGAAAUUUCCUGAUGGGAGUUUUCAUCAAGAUGGUAGUAGAGAUCUGUUACCUGCAUUUCAAUUAGUCCCAGAGCCGGCUACUCCAAGGCAUGAAAUUGGAUCAGAUUCCGAUGAUAACACAUUUUGCAGAUCGUCUCCGUAUAUGUCAGAUGAUUGUCUUAGUCAGCACUCUGAUUCAAAUUCUGAUGAGUGGGAAUCUGAUGAGACUUCCCCAACCAACAACAAUGGGCUCUAUGAUGCUUUACGAAGAAUCUCCUCAGCAGAAUCUGUUUCAAGCUCCGCAGAGAUUGAUACAACAAGACAUGGAAGUUUUCAUGUUGACUCUGGACUUAAGAGUCCAAAUGUUGAAACUUGUUUGGAAGCAUGUGAAUCUGGUCACGCACUUGAUCUUCCAAGUUUGAAUGCUCUGAACCCUUUAUUUGAGCAAGCAAUGAGAAUUGGUUCUGAUGGAAAAGAUUUUCCAAAGUCAUACCUUACUGAGAAACCUACUCCUGUACCUCCACCUCUACCCCCAAUGGAGUGGAGGGUUAUGAAAUGUGAUUCAGAUGUAACCAUUGAUAAACUAGAUUCUGUGUCUGAAACCCUUGAUCAUGCAUUUGAAACGACAGUUCUGGGAUCUACCAUCUCUUCCCAGUUUGAGCCAAACCCAGCUAUGCAGCACCAAAGUAGUGAUGAGACCAUAGCAUUCACACCAAAGAGCAAGCAGCCAGAGUUGCAGAAAGAAGUUAAUCAGGCCAGAUGUGGCAAGGGCAUUGAUGAAAAGGAAGAUUUUCUGCAGCAGAUUAGAACAAAAUCAUUCAACCUAAGGCGCACCCUGUCAGAAAAGCCAACCGUUACAUCGGGACCUGUUGCCAACGUCAAAGUCACGGCAAUAUUGGAGAAGGCAAACGCAAUUCGCCAGGCUGUUGGGAGUGAUGAUGGCGACGAUGAUAAUUGGAGUGACACCUGAUUUCCCUUGGAUGCUAUCGUGUCACACCCCCCGUGAAACCAUUUUUCUUGUAUUUUUUUUUUUUUUUUUUUUUUUGGGGGGGGGGGGGGGGGUUUGGGUUUCCCUUUUAUGCAUAUGUGAAUAAUCUCAGCUCCUCGUGUAAUUAAUUUGUAGGAAAUUUUUUCUUGUAUCUUGAUAAGGUCCACCCCAUGUAUUUCAGUUUCAGGCAGUCAUUUUAUGCAUAAUGCCUGAGAAGUAGAAAUAGUUCUCUUCUGAGAGUUCGAAAUUUUUUAAGAGUAAUAUAUUUUGCCGUCAACUCAA